Messenger RNA from Knipowitschia caucasica, 1596 nucleotides. NCBI's taxonomy places the organism in Eukaryota, Metazoa, Chordata, Actinopteri, Gobiiformes, Gobiidae. The record is from the annotation of a GenBank genome assembly.
AUGAGUGACUUCAGGGACAUUCUGAGGGAGAUCGGGGAGUUUGGCCUGUUCCAGAAGAGGCUGGUGGCGGCGCUGUGUCUGCCAACCCUCUUCACUGCCUUUGACGUGAUCGGACAAGUCUUUGUGGGGCUUCCUUUUCCACAUCACUGCAACACUGACUGGAUCUUGCAGAUUGAGCCAAAUCUGACAAAAGAGAAACAGCUAAAUCUGACUUUGCCUGUUAACAGCGAUGGCCAGUACGAUAGUUGUCUCAUGUUUAAACCUGUUGAUUUGGACUUGGAAACCAUUGAGGCUUAUGGACUCAAUGACACAUCCACAUGUGAAAAUGGAUCUGUUUUUAAAGCAGUGGAAGGAGCCUCCAGCCUCGUGUCAGAGUUUGUCCUGGUAUGUGACAGCAGUAGUUUAAUAGAAACCUCUCAGUCUGUCUACAUGUUUGGACUGCUGGUUGGAGCUCUGGCUUUGGGACUCAUGGCUGACAGGUUUGGUCGUCGCUUUGUGAUCCUCCUCUCUCUCUUCUUCAUGAUGACGUUUGGAGUGGCGUUGGCCUUUUCUCCAAAUAUUUAUGUUUACAUGGCUAUAAAGUUUGUCAGCGGCUUCUCGGUGUCAGGAAUCCUCGCAAAUGUCUUUGUGAUAGGUGGUGAGUGGAGUGAUGCCUCAAAAUUCGCACUGUGCACUAUCGCCUGCCACUCUUUCUUCCCCCUGGGUCUGAUGAUACUCUCUGGUUUGGCAUAUUUGAUUCGCAACUGGAGAGUUUUACAACUUGUGCUGUUCGUCCCUCUCCUGCCUGUGUUCAUACUGUUUUAUUGGAUCAUCCCGGAAUCAGCACGCUGGCUCAUCACUCAGGGAAAGAAAAAGCAGGCCAUCAGUGAGAUCCGUAAAGCAGCUAAAGUGAAUAAAAGAAAGGUUCCCGAGGAGCUAUUAGAAAAGUUAAGUGCAGAAGCUCCAGGGAAAAGGAGUAACAUGCUGGAUCUCCUUAAAAUCCCCUAUCUGAGGAAACGGGCGCUCAUCAUGAGUUUUAUCUGGUUUGCCACCAGCCUGAUGUACUAUGGCAUCAGCCUGAACGUGGGCAGUUUCGGCCUGGACAUCUACCUCACACAGUUUGUCUUUGGUUUGGUGGAGCUGCCCGCCCGAGUCGGCUCGUUACCGAUGCUGCAGAGAUUUGGACGCCGCAUUUGUCAAACAGUGGUGCUCGUCGUGGGAGGGGUGGCGUGUCUGGUGAUUAUUGCAAUACCUAAAGAACUCCCGGUCGCGGUCACAGUGAUAGCUGUACUAGGGAAGUUUGCUGCAACAGCCUGUUUUUCCAUUGUUUAUGUCUACUCUGCUGAGCUCUACCCAACUAUAAUAAGACAAAAUGGUGUGGGUCUAAAUGCCAUGUGUGCUCGAGUAGCGGGCAUUCUGGCUCCUCUGAUCCGACUUCUGGACUCGUACCAGUUUUUCCUGCCCAUGUUGAUAUAUGGCACUGUGCCCAUCCUGGCGGGGGGGCUGUGCCUGAUGCUGCCCGAGACCCUCAAUGUGGAGCUCCAGGACCACACAGAGAUGUUAAUGCCAGAUAAGAAGACCAAGCCGACGGACACAGAGAAGAGUACCAGUAUGUAA